Talaromyces marneffei is the source of this 2115-nucleotide messenger RNA. RefSeq lists its product as uncharacterized. Gene Ontology annotation, cellular component: mitochondrial inner membrane. Bases 1 to 2115 code for a protein of 704 amino acids. Gene Ontology annotation, biological process: mitochondrion inheritance. NCBI's taxonomy places the organism in Eukaryota, Fungi, Ascomycota, Eurotiomycetes, Eurotiales, Trichocomaceae. The transcript has 2 exons. The record is from RefSeq and is a predicted model, not a curated record.
AUGUCUCACAAAAUCGGACAUCAGCUGAAUGUCUUUCGACAAGCAGCCAGUCCGCUUUUUUACCAUGACGUUCGAUUAAGCGUCAGUUUCGGUCUUUCAACCCAUUUUAGACGGAGUUUCAUAACACAAACCCCCUAUCAAUCCGGAUCUUUCCCUGACUCCCACUCCAGAAAUAACUUCAAGAUCAGUGGAAAAGUCGCUUCUGGUAGUCUCUUGCUGCUCGGGCUGUCUACAAGUUCGGUUGUCGAGAACGGAGCAACAACCCGUACUGUUAUUGCCGGCGGCGGAAAGGCGACAUCAUGUACGCCCAAUCUAUAUCAGUGCUCACAGCGAGGUUUAUUAUCCAAAUCGUCACGACAAAUCUGGAAGCACGCAUUGCAUACUAAACGAGACGAACCUACCGAGAAGCCUAGCAGCGAACGCAAGAGUGAAAACGUUACGCAACAACCCAAAGGAGACAAUGGAGAGUAUUCAUUGCUUCAUCGAAAUCUCCGUGAACGUCUGCCCAACCUUCACCAGUUUCAUAGACCAACAAAAGAAGAAUUGUUAGCUGCAGCUACCGGGUUCUGGUCAAGGCUACGAGUCAGGUUCAAGUGGUUCUCCAUAAGAAGCGUUCGUCCAUUCACUCUCGACGAGAUAGGCGCGCUUUUCUCGUGGGUGCUACUGGGCCACGUCCUUUGGAUUAUUUUGGGAACAACAACUUUCUUUUCUCUUCUCAUCCUUACUAUAAAUACUGUGUUCGCACAAGAAACCCUCGCUCGUUGGGUUGGGAAUUACCUCACUUCGUCCUCUGGAGUGCAAGUCGUCUUCGAAUCAGCCAUCGUACCAAAAUGGAGAGAUGGUGUCAUUACUUUCAAGAAUGUGUUUGUGUCCCGCAGGCCUGGUCAUGGCAACGGACAUGUAAGCAAGGGAUCCUCGAAGACUGCAGCGGCAGCCGCCGCCGCCGCCGCUUCAGCGACAAGCGACUCGAAAGAGACCGAUUCGAACCAUGCGGCUGUGGAAGAGGACUCCAACUAUACACAAUUUGACGUUUCUAUUGACACGGUCAACGUGACGCUUUCCUUUACUAAGUGGUUCAACGGCAAAGGACUCUUACGGGAUGUGGAAGUCAAAGGAAUCAGGGGGGUGAUUGAUCGUACUCAUGUUCACUGGACAGACUACAAUGCCGAUCCAAAGUCUUAUCGUCGUGAGCAUAACCCAGGAGAUUUUGAGAUCGAUUCUUUCAAGAUGGAAGACCUGCUUGUGACGGUCUAUCAACCCAACAAUUUUAGACCGUUUGCGGUGAGCAUAUUUUCGUGCGAUCUUCCUCAGCUUAGGAAGCAAUGGCUCUUCUAUGAUUUCUUGUCUGCAAAUAUGAUGUCCGGCUCUUUUGACAAUUCGCUUUUUACCAUCCACCCUCGUCAGACGAACAAUUUCACAGGUGCUCAGUUGACUUCUAGCGGCGAGGAAACUGUGAAAGGAACCCCCUGGAAAAAACAAAGUAGAAUUAGAAUAGAUGGGCUCAAUAUCGACCAUCUCAAUCGUGGUGUUGAGGGUCCUUUCUCUUGGAUACACGAAGGUAAUGUCGAUAUUGUUGCGGAUAUCAUGCUGCCUGCGGACGACAGUGAGUCUCUGGCCAAAUUUGUCUCGGACUUUUACGACCGGUUCGAAGCGACAGUGACAUCACACAGCCAUACUGGGGAGACAAAUGAAUGUCCGCAAGAUGCCAACACACCAAGUCUUAUUCCAGUCGACGAUGAAAACGAUAAACGAUUCUUCGUCACUGAUCUGCGCCUUCAUCUGACUAACGUGCGCGCCGUGGUUCCAUUAUUCACAAAGGAUCUCUCAUAUAUCAAUAGUGCUUUGAUUCGGCCAAUUGUGGCAUACAUCAACUCUCGACAUACAUUCAUCCCUAUACACUGUCGACUGGUCAAGAGAUUGAGUGACUUUGACGGAAGCUGGACUGUGUUUGAUAGUGGUCUUAUGGAUGACCUCUCUGCUGCGACAUACGAUGCGUUCGCGGCGGAUGUAGUGGACGAACAAGCACGCAUGCGACGGUUCAAGAAAGUCGGCUUCUGGUCUCUCCAACUCGCCGCGCAGGCCAUCUUCCUCGGCAUGGCCGGAAACAUUGUUUAA